Molecule: messenger RNA, 673 nt
Organism: Moneuplotes crassus
Lineage: Eukaryota; Ciliophora; Spirotrichea; Euplotida; Euplotidae
Source: the annotation of a GenBank genome assembly
AUUGCUAUAAUAUAUUUUUGAGAAAUGAAAUAUAUCGUACUACUAGGACUAGUCUUAGCUGUUACCUUCGCUCAGGUUCCAGUACCAGAUCACCCACAAGGAUAUCUUUACAGAGAGGCUCCUUUGGCUAAACUCAGAAUGGAUAUCUAUGAAGACUUACUCUGUGGAGACUGCAAGAACUUUGAUCCUCCAUUCAAGCAAUUCUUGAACACCACUCAUGAUGGAAGGCCGAUUACCGACUUCAUUGAGGUUUACUUCCAUCCUUACAUCCUCCCAAUUCAUAUUAAUGCUUUUACUAUGACUCAGUUGACUCCUUACAUUUGGGACUUGAACCAUGACGGAGAAGUAAAUGCCGCUUUCAACGAGUGGGCCUUUGAGCACCAGCUUGAGUUCAAGGGACCAGAAGGUAUGGCUAUGAGCCAAUACGAUGUUAUUGAUAAAACUUGUCAUGACACUGCUGAUAGGUUCGGAUAUACCGAAGCCGAAUGCCUCGAUGUUCUUAGAAAUGGUACGUACGAACAAGAGAUCCACAAGGUACAGAAAUACGGAACUUGGUACAGAGUCUAUACUACUCCAGGAGUUUUCUUGAACGGAGUUAUGAUAGAAGAUAUCCCAGAGACCGCUGACGCAUGGACUAGAUUUAUCAACCGCUACCUCAGAUAAACUAACCUAU